Molecule: messenger RNA, 1218 nt
Organism: Penicillium oxalicum
Lineage: Eukaryota; Fungi; Ascomycota; Eurotiomycetes; Eurotiales; Aspergillaceae
Product: putative ATP binding protein
Exons: 2
Coding region: 1-1218 (405 amino acids)
Molecular function (GO): GTPase activity
Source: RefSeq, a predicted model, not a curated record
AUGGCUUCUCCGGCGGUCUCCGUGGUCUGCGUGGGCAUGGCAGGCUCUGGAAAGACAACGUUCAUGCAAAGAAUCAACUCUUAUCUUCAUUCGGAGAACACUGUUCCUUAUGUGAUGAACCUCGACCCCGCAGUUCACUCGGUCCCCUUUGAGAGCAACAUCGAUAUUCGAGACUCCAUCAAUUACAAAGAAGUGAUGAAACAGUACAAUCUCGGACCGAACGGAGGCAUCUUGACGUCUCUGAAUUUGUUUGCGACCAAGGUGGAUCAGAUCAUUGCUCUGCUCGAGAAGCGCACAACGCCGAACCCCGAAAACCCCUCCGCGAAGCCGAUCGAACACAUUCUGGUCGACACCCCUGGUCAGAUUGAGGUCUUUGUCUGGAGUGCAUCGGGCAGCAUUUUCCUGGAAACCCUGGCCUCAUCCUUUCCGACUGUGAUCGCGUAUAUCAUCGAUACCCCGCGCGCGAGCUCUACCAGCACGUUCAUGAGUAACAUGUUAUACGCAUGCAGUAUCCUCUACAAGACCAAGCUGCCCAUGAUUCUGGUGUUCAACAAGACUGAUGUCAAAGACGCUGAGUUCGCGAAGGAGUGGAUGACUGACUUUGACAAGUUCCAAGCGGCGUUGCGUCAAGAGGAGGAAGCGGGCACCUUUGGAGGCGAAGGCGGUGCCGGUGGAUUUGGCGCUGGAAGUGGCUACAUGGGCUCUUUGUUGAAUAGCAUGAGUCUGAUGCUUGAAGAAUUUUAUCGACAUCUGAGUGUGGUCGGUGUCAGUUCCAUGACUGGCGAUGGCGUGGACGAGUUUUUCGAGGCCGUUGAGACGAAACGCCAGGAAUUCGAACGCGACUACAAGCCUGAACUGGAGCGGAAGAGGAAAGAGCGGGAAGAACAAAAAUCGGCCCAGCGGGAGAUGGAACUCGGUCGACUCAUGAAGGAUAUGUCCGUCUCUGGAUCAUCGAAGAAUCGCAAGGGCCCCGAACCUGGACCGGAAACCGUCAGCGAGGCAGAGGAUGAAGAGGAGGAUGAAAUCAUCAAACGGGGCUUGGCCGAUGGGGAGGACUUCAGCGAUGGCGAUUACGACUAUGACUACACGCCCAGUGCUGGUGAUGAUGCAGGCUUGUCAGAUCGGUACAAGGAAGCUUUGUCGGGGUCGCAAAGCGGCCCUUCUGAGGCUGAUAACAGCUUUGCCAGAUACUUGCAGGCCAGCAGCAUGAACCAAUGA